Physcomitrium patens is the source of this 1735-nucleotide messenger RNA. Its product is annotated as 2-oxoadipate dioxygenase/decarboxylase, chloroplastic/amyloplastic. Gene Ontology annotation, molecular function: oxidoreductase activity. The record is from RefSeq and is a predicted model, not a curated record. NCBI's taxonomy places the organism in Eukaryota, Viridiplantae, Streptophyta, Bryopsida, Funariales, Funariaceae.
AUUGACGUGGAUUGCAACCGUUACAUAUCAUUUCUGCACAUACACCCGAACUCUUCAACCUGAGAGGAAGAAAGAAAGAAGGAAAGAAAGAAGGAAGGAAGGGGAGGAGUUUGUGAAGCCGUUGUCUGUCGUAAUCUCUCGCUCCAUGGAUUUUUUUUAAUUCUUAAGAUUCUCAUUGAUGCCUUCAUUGCCGUGGUGGGUCUACAUACAGCUACACGAUCCGAGUCCGUCUUGGAGGAAUUGCGUGUGAGAGCGUUGAGUUGGGUGAUGUGAGUUUGUAGUGGAGCGUGUGAGAUCUGUGGGUUGUGUGAGUUUUGAGGAGUUGUUGUUUCAUGGUGGGUUGUGGGUCGGAGUUGUGGGAAUCGUGAAGGUAACAGAGGAUUGAAUUGAAUUGGUGAGAAGGAAAACCCCUUUGAUGGCAUUUUCGAUGAGUGCAAGAGUGGCGACAGGCGUUGGCAGUGGAGGUUGUUGCAUGUUGGGUGCGUCGGUGAGAGCGUUGAGUGUUGCGACGACUGUGAGCCCGCGCGUUCCUUGUGGUGGAUUGUGUGUAGGGGAGAGUAGGGAUUUCCACUGUGGUGUGAAGAUCCCGCCUGUGUUUCGUGAUUCUUCUCUCUUUUCUAGGUGGGAUGCGAGUCCGCUCAGGAAGAACAGACAGAUGGUGCGUCGGGAAGGCUCUUCGGUCGCCACGAAUGCCUUGCGUACGACUGCGGACUCCGGCCAGCAAGAAGUACAACCGCCGGUGCCAUUGAUGCGGAGUCUCUUGUCGGCAAUUGUGAGACCUUAUUUAACGAAAAACCCCACAGCUGUGGCCGCUCUCGAUCUCAUUCGGAAGCACGAUGGCGGGCCCGUCUGUUAUGACCAUUUUGCAUUCCGAACGUUUGGGGUUGAUGGAUGUGGAAUAGAUGCUAUGUCUCAAGUGUUCCUUGAUCUUGGGUACAAAGUCCGUGAUGAGCUGCGAUUUCCAGCCAAAAAGUUGCGUGCGCUCUGGUUUUCACCACCUGACCAUCUGCUGGACAUGGAUGGUAGUGAAGCCGAUGGUCCCCUCCCUCGAAUCUUUAUCUCUGAAAUUAUCGUAAACCAACUGAGCAGUGAGACCCAGGAAAUCAUAAGGCGGUAUACUAGUAAGUCGGGCUCUAUCUCUAAGCAUGCGGCUACUGCAAGCGUGCUGAAUUCUUUGACGUGGCCCACUCCUCACUUAUCCGACUAUCACGCUCUUGCAAAGGAGAGCGAAUACGCAGCGUGGACACUGGUGAAUGGCUACGCACUAAACCACACCACUGUGUCUGUGCACCGGCUUGGAUCCCUUCGAAAUAUUGAAAAAUUGAAUGACUUUCUCCAGGAGAAUGGCAUCAAGCUCAACAGUGAAGGAGGCAUAUUGAAAGUCAGUCCAGACGGUGGACUGCAGCAGAGCUCAUCGGUUGCUGAUACAGUGACUUUUACAUUUGCUGGCGGUGAAGUGGAACAAGUUCCUGCAUCAUACAUUGAAUUUGCCGAGCGCCUUGUCCUUCCCAUUCACAGCGACCUGGAUGCAGAUCAGAUCCACGAAUGGCAUCGUCGAGAUGGUUUCGAAGUGGGCAACGCUGAUAAAAUAUUUGAAAGCACUUCCUCGGAUCAAACUGGGAUGCGCAAUCGUUAAAAAGUUGCGUGGAAGUAGGAAUAAGUGCCCGCAUGUGUUGUGACUUGUAUUCAUACUGUAAUUAAAACUUUAUUAAUAUUUCUCCUCACAUUCCUCUCA